AUGGCGUUUGACAAAAUUGUUCUAUUGAUCAUAUGUUGCGGUAAGUUGCCACAAAUUUUAAUAAAAUAUAUUGACUAACAUAUUAGGAGAAUAAAUCAUGAACUAUAAUGUCAUAUUAAGUAUUUUUCUGCACGAUAGAAUUGCAGUUAAUAUGGUCGCAAACAAGUGUACCCAAAUCACUUAGAGAAUGUUAUAGAAACAAUGCAACAUUCAAUCCUCAACAUCCAUUGAACUUGCGUAUAUUGGUAGACAUUAUACAGAAGAUGGAAAAGGAAUCCUAUUCAACAAUAGACAUGAGACUAAUGUCUUCAUCGAUAUUACACAGGUUAUUUAAAUUUGAUGGUAUCGAAUACCAACAGAAUAUUCAAGUCACGGAAGAUGUGCUUCCAUUCAGUGGAACAGGAUCACAAUAUAUUAAAUAUAAAUUGAUAGAGGAAUUAGUUCCAGGCAAUGCAAAAGUAUUACCGGUUCAUAUACUUUCACAGAAGGAACAAUGCAUGCUUCACCAAGCUAUUUCAAACACAGUUUCGAAGCCUGACAAUGAAAACAAAUAUAAAUCAUGUGGUCAUACUAUAGAAAAAUUAAUAGGAAAUACUACGUUUACUGAUAUGUGGAACUGUCCAAGACAACAAGGAGUAAUCCUAACUCCGUACGGUACCAUUACUCCUGGGGCAGUUAUAGGAGCAAUUGCUGCAUGUCUCCAACAUCAGAAUGUUGCUGUAAAUCAAUUGAUUGCAAGUUCAGAGACACCUCCUUUAGUCUCGUUAAACAGUUCUCCUUUUCCAUUAGAAAUUAAUUCUACAAACAAUUUAAAAUACAACGAAGAGGAAGUCGAUUUUGUUUUACCAAGAAAUCAGAUGAUUCACAAACCACUCAUGUGGUACGAUGCUUUAAUGGCUUCAUCUGUGAAAAUUGAUAAUAUAUGGUUAACAACGAUUGCAGGUGAAUUAGCGGAAAUGGUCGUGUACCAAGGUCCCUUACUAGGAAAUAACAUGACUCUUGGUGCAACAGGAUUCUGGCAAAAUAUGAUGCGUCCAACAAUUUAUUACCUCACAAGUUUACAUGACAAUUUUGAUGCAACUCGAGCUGAAUUAAUAGGAGGCAUUGACGGAAUGAUUAUUGCAAGUUAUUUACAGACUUGGAUCCAAGAUUUCUACAGCCUUCGACUCAGUCAAAUCUUGGAAAUGUAUUACUCGCACGAAGGUGUCACCUUUAAUACAAACGUGAAAGCUUGCGAUCGAGCACAAACAUUUUUAUACGCAGUACCAAAGACUAUUCUAAAUGAACAGACCUACGCCAUAGCUCAAAUGUUAGCUUAUCGUAAAAGCAUUGCAUAUAUUUCCCCUGAAGUGUUGCAACAAAUGGUUAAUAUUGCAAUUGAAAAGUUUUACACGUAUGCGAGCAAUUACUUGUUCCCUGAACUACCGUGCCAUCAAGUAAAACAACCCCAAAUAGAAGCACUGAUUGUAUUCGAUGGCGCAUGGACGAUAGAAUAUACAAAAGAUUUUCUUGCGAGUCUUAUACAGGAUUUGGAUGUAUCAAUGUAUGGAUCAAAAAUGGGUAUAAUACAUGGCACUUCAGCAGAAUGGCUGUUAAAUGUAACAAAUAGUCCAUCAACCGCGUUUCAAGCGUUAAACAAUUUUACCAAUGCUACGUGUAAGAUUUGCUACUCUGUGAAAAUUUUUCUUCGUACGAUCACGAAUGAUGUAUUUCUAGGGUCGACAGGAUUUAAUUACACUCGAAUUUUGGAAACGAAGUUUAUUUUAUAUAUUACGUAUCGCGGUAUAAUGAAAAUUUAUUCAGGUCGUUUAUUUUAUGGGAAGAAGAUUAUAUGAUAAAGAAUUCCAAUAUCGACGCAAUUACUCAAUAUGUAUCGAGAAUUCCACGAAUAUUAAGACCCAUGAUAACUGCAGAUGUAAAUGUAACUAAAAACAUUAUUUCCCAGUGGGAAGAUUAUGUAAGCCCUUCGAAAUCUAUCACUUACAGGAUACAUUCACACUGGAAGCGAAAUAUGAAAAAAAUAAUAGUUACGGUUUGUAUUCAAAGGGCAAAUUGUAUUCAUACUUUUGGCUAUGGUACAAUGAAAGCCUGUUCAUGGUUAGGAUUUCAUCCCAACGAUAGACAAAAUUUACAGUGCACAGAAUUAUCUGGCUAUAAGGAAGUUACAUUGAUCGAUCACUUUAAAUGUACCAACACUUCAGCUUGUCCUAAUUUUUAUCUUCGAAUACAAAACGUAACUUCUUUGUAUAAAUGUGCAGAAAUAGACUGUAAAACACCGGAUCAAGUAAGAUACAUAAUAAGAACAAAUCAACAAAAUGUUCAUAAUUCUGCGGACAAAAAUACAGUAUUGAUCUCGUUGAAUAUUCUAGCCUUAUUUGCAUUUCGAAUAUUUGUGUGA
This is a messenger RNA of Heterotrigona itama, 2398 nucleotides long. Lineage: Eukaryota; Metazoa; Arthropoda; Insecta; Hymenoptera; Apidae. The record is from the annotation of a GenBank genome assembly.